AUGCGCCUUCGUUCUGUCCUCUGUCCCGGCGCCGCCCUCAUGCUGGCCUCUUUGGUCGCCGCCGAGGCCGCUUCAGAUGUCAUUAGCUUGACCGCGAGCUCAUUCGAGUCCGUCGUCAACCCGGAGCCCCUCAUUCUGGUUGAAUUCUUUGCCCCAUGGUGUGGGCAUUGCAAGGCUCUCGCUCCUCACUACGAGGAGGCCGCGACUGCUUUGAAGGAGAAGAACAUCAAAAUCGCCAAAGUCGACUGUGUCGAGGAACCUGACCUCUGUCAGGCACAUGAAGUCCAGGGUUACCCAACCCUGAAGGUCUUCCGCAAUGGCUCCGCCAACGAUUACACUGGACCACGAAAAGCCGAUGGUAUCAUUAGCUACAUGGUUAAACAAUCACUCCCUGCCGUUUCCGAUGUCACCGCCGCCAAUCACGAAGAGUUCCAAAAGGCUGACAAAGUCGUCGCCAUCGCCUACUUGGCCUCCUCAACUGAGGCUCCUGCUGUUGAAUUCAGCGCGGCCGCCGAGAAGCACCGUGAUGACUACCUCUUCGGUCUCUCUACUGACAAGGACGCCAUUGCCGCGGCUGGCGUCAAGCCCCCAGCUGUCGUUGUCUACCGCAGUUUCGACGAGCCCAAGACUGAAUACCCCCUCCCCGUCUCCGCCGUCACCACUGCCGAAUUGGAAGAGUGGAUUGCUGACCUCGCCGUCCCCGUCAUUGACGAAGUUAGCGGUGAAAACUACGCCGUAUACGCCAAUAGCCCGAAGCCCCUUGCAUACCUCUUCCUCGACCCGUCUGACGAAAAGAAGCAAGCACACAUCGAGGCCAUCCGCCCUGUCGCUCAGAAAUAUAAGGCCAAGGUUAACUUUGUCUGGAUUGAUGCCAUCAAGUUUGGUGAUCACGCAAAGGCCUUGAACAUCAUGGACACCAAAUGGCCCGCUUUCGUUGUCCAAGACUUGAAGCAGCAACUCAAAUACCCUCUCGACCAAAGCAAGGACGUUACGCCUGAGGCCGCUGGCGAGUGGGUUCAACAAUACCUUGAUGGCAAGCUCGAACCCGCGCUCAAGAGUGCCCCGAUCCCUGAGACUCAGGACGAGCCUGUGUUCACCCUUGUUGGCAAGCAAUUCGAUGAGAUCGUCUUCGAUGACUCCAAGGAUGUCUUCCUUGAGCUUUACGCCACCUGGUGCGGACACUGCAAGCGCUUGAAGCCCAUCUGGGAUUCUCUCGGAGAGAAGUAUGCUCCUCUCAAGGAGAAGAUCACCAUUGCCAAGAUGGAAGCCCAGGAGAACGACCUUCCACCUUCAGUUCCUUUCCGCGUCGCUGGAUUCCCCACCAUCAAAUUCAAGCCUGCUGGAACCCGUGAAUUCAUCGACUAUGAUGGUGACCGUACCCUCGAGAGCUUGGUUGCUUUCGUUGAGGAGCACGCCAAGAACAGCCUUGAGCUCCCCAAGGCUGAACCCGUCGUCCCCGUUGAAGAUGCCGCGCAGACACCAUUGGCUGCUGAGACCCCAGUUGCCACCCCAGCUGCAUCAGCAACCCCCGAGGCUCACGAUGAGCUGUAA
Molecule: messenger RNA, 1551 nt
Organism: Pleurotus ostreatus (oyster mushroom)
Lineage: Eukaryota; Fungi; Basidiomycota; Agaricomycetes; Agaricales; Pleurotaceae
Product: protein disulfide-isomerase precursor
Exons: 6
Coding region: 1-1551 (516 amino acids)
Biological process (GO): response to endoplasmic reticulum stress; protein folding
Cellular component (GO): endoplasmic reticulum
Molecular function (GO): protein disulfide isomerase activity
Source: RefSeq, a predicted model, not a curated record